UAUUUUUGUUGUCUGAGCAGUUCUUGGUCAAUGUCUGCGACGUCCUCGCCCGCGGCGGCUGCGGCGAUCGCGUCUGCAAUGGAGGUCGCUUACGGCCAGCGCGUCUCGCUCCCGUCCCUGAUCCAGGCAACCCCGUCGCGCCUGCCGCCGUCGGGAAGCAGUCCUGCCGGCAGUCAGCACAGUUUCAGUGCACUGGGCGGAGCGGCGAGCACACACACGCCGGCACAGCGCCAGCAGAGCUCGACGCCAAUGGCCGUUUCAAGCGCUUCGCCGUUUCAGCCAGUUGCAGCUGCAGCCCAGCAGCGAGAUGCGAGAUUGGUGGAACAGCUUGCGGAGCGUGCGGAAGUCACUCGAUUGAAACUCGAGCUCAUUACGGCGCAAGUGCGCGUGAACGAACUUGAGGCGGAGCGUGCAAAGAACUCGAACAAGACCGACCAUCGCGUCGACACGCUGCAGCUUCGUAUUCAGGAACUCGAACAACAACGGCGAUAUCAAGCAGGCGAAUUCGAGGAAUUGCAGCGGUUGCAUGAGACAGUCGUGAACGAGCGAGACUCACUCCGCAGCUCCAAGGAUGCCGAAAGCGACCAAUCCCAGACCGUCAUUCGCAAUCUCGAAAUGCAAUUGAUGCAAGCACAACAGGCAUCGCUACGCACAGACCCGCGGGUGCAUCAACUCGAACAAGCUCAAGGUCAAAUUCGUCUGCUUCAGCUCGAUUGCGAGGCUUUGAAGUCCGAGCUCGAGGGCAAUCGAACCAAAAUGGAGCAAUCUGAGUGGCUGCUUCAAGAGUUCCGGACCAAAGACGAGCGAAUCCGAGAACUUGAAACCCAACUCGCACAGGUGCGCGCAGAGGCUAGUCAUGCAUCAGACACGCAGACAGUCACGGUCAAUUUGAAGGAGCAGCUGGAACGCAUGACUCGACUCACGUCCGAGUGUUCGCGUUUGACUCGAGAGAACCGCGAGCUUAGUGUUCGUCAGGAAAACGCGGAGGCUCUCAAAGAGCAAGUUAUUGAUUUGCAGACCCGUUUAACACGGCAGCUUGAGCAUGACGAGCAAUCCCAAGCCACAAUAGCACGUCAAGAAGACGAGCUUGCCAUUCUUCGAUCGCAAGUCGACAAGCUUGACACCUUGCUUCAGGCCAACUCUUCGACCAUGCCCUCGAGUGUGUUGCCGACUGCUCGGGGCGAGACUGCGCGCGCCAUUGCGGCACUGGAAAGCUCGCUCUCGACGUUGACCGUGAAGCACGCCAUUGCCGUUGAGCAGCUCGGCGGUGCAACAGUUGCCCUCAAAUCCUGCGAAAACGCCUUUACUUUGCUUCAAGAGGACUAUCGCCGCUUGGAGGCGCGUGCUGUCGAGGCUGAGAGCAAGCUCCGCGAAGGCGCUGCAUCCGUCCUGUCUUUGCAACGGCGCCUGCAGUUCGUCAAACAGGAGCGAAACAACCUCAAAGACAUGGUCGAGACAUACAGCAAAGAAGGACCGAUGCUGGACAAGCUGCUUGACAAACUCCUGAAGGGCGAUCAGUUUGAGCGCGAUACCGUUUCGACGAUGCGGUAUUCACAGCAACAGCGCAUCGAGCAGCUUGAGGCGCAGUUUUCCGAGGCUGUAGCACACAUGUUCCGCCUUGAGGAGGAGUAUGCUGGCGAGAUCAACCGACUGAAUCUCGCUUGCGAAUCCCAGAAGAACCGCAUUCUGAGUGUCGACCGAGACAACCACCGACUGUCCUUUGAUUUGGAAUUGUUAGCCAAGGAAGCUGCCACUCUGCGCGAGCGUACUGGCCAGCUUGCUGUUCAGCCGUACCGCACCCUGACCCAGCCUGCCUCCGAUGCCUCUGCCGCUACCUCUACCGACAGUAUCAUGAUUGUUGAUUAAUCAACGAGUGUGUUGUUUCAAUAUUUCCGUGGUGGUGAAUGCAGAGUUCAGCUAUUUCGUGUGAUUUCGUGUGAUUUCGUGUGAUUU
Molecule: messenger RNA, 1953 nt
Organism: Capsaspora owczarzaki ATCC 30864
Lineage: Eukaryota; Filasterea; Ministeriida; Capsasporidae
Exons: 10
Coding region: 31-1866 (611 amino acids)
Biological process (GO): attachment of mitotic spindle microtubules to kinetochore; mitotic spindle assembly checkpoint signaling
Cellular component (GO): kinetochore; mitotic spindle; nuclear envelope
Source: RefSeq, a predicted model, not a curated record